CUCCCCCCUACCCUCUCCUGUGUAAACAAACCUGAUGGAGCUACUGUUUACCUGUUGCUGAUAAUUACUGUUGUGACCCCCUCCAGUAGGACUAUGACCUAGAUAACUACAGAAAUAAUGAUAACUAAUAGUGAUAGAGCUGUGAGGACAAGAGAAAAUAAUGCAGAGGGCAAUGAUGAAGAUCUAAACUCAGAAAACUAUUUUCUGGAGGUUCGUGUCCCACAUUCGGCAGCUGCAAGUGAAUUACCAACUGUGAAUUCACUGGAUACUAGUGGAGAUGGAUUCUUUUCUCAGGAGGCAGUAUUGAUUACAGAAUGUGAUGGAGAAUCAUAUAAUACAGAUGCCACACUACACUUCUGUAGACGAAGAAUACUGAAACCUCGUGAUGCUGUCUGUACCCUCUUAGGAUAUCGUUCAUGGAUUAAAGACAGCGCUGACCAGUGUUCAUGUAUGAAGGUCUUCAAUUUUGCAUAUUUUAUCUUCUUCUUCCUUGGCCUCUGCAUAGGACCUGUUCUGCAGUACAACAUCUGUCUUAAAAGAGAUCAGGGAGUAGGAAAUGAAGUGUUACUGAUUUCUGAAAAUUUGACUUCUUAUGAUGACGGAGACAGUCACUGGUGCUCUGGGAGCUUGGUCUUUGUAUACAUCAUUCCCAGCAUGAUGUUUUAUCUGGCAUAUUUAGUAACAUGUAUUAUCCUGAGACUAGGUGAAUCAGAACAUCUGCAAACAUUAUUAGAAAGGGUCUAUCUGUUAGCAUCGUGUUCACCAUGGGAACUAGUGAAGCAGCGUCGUCUCUGGUGUAUUUUUGUGAUGUGGCUGUUGCUGGGGGUCACAUGUUUGAUCUUAUCCCUCGCUUCUAUGAUACUGCAUAUUUUUGCUGCAACACAUAUUUCAUACACCUUCAUACAUCCUCAAAGUAAAACAGAGGCAAUACUCCUGUGUGCUGGUGCAUUAGGAUCACUGUGGUUGGGAGAUGUCGUGGUGGUGAUGGGCGUGCUGUUGUACUGUACACAAUGUCACUUACUCUCCAGGCUUCUUGACAUCAUCAGAACGACAUUAUAUCAGGGUACAACUUCACUUAUGGGUAUCAAAAAGCAAAUUGAUGAAACUUCGAGAUUUCUGCGCCAUCUGAACCAAGAACUUGGCUUAAGUGUUGGAUUGUACCUUUGUCUUGUUGCUUUCAGAGGUAUUACAGCUGCUACAAGCCUUUUCUCAACAAUUAAACAUUAUGAAAUCUCAGGAGGGUCAGAAGUUCUUGGUGUUAACAGCAUGCAGAGAAAUUCUAAAAAUAGCUCUGACAUAAGCAGAGAACCUGCUUUUGCAGAGGAUACAAUAUUAGAUAAUACUAAAUUGUGGCUGCAUAUCUCAGCCAUGAUUACCAACAUUCUACCAUGGCUUCUGCUGACUUUAAUGCCACUCUGCAUGGCUGCACGAGUCUCAAGCAAUUACCAGACACUGAACAAGGCUGGGUGCCAAUUACAUGGCCGACCCUUUGGCUAUCAGUCAACACCUCAGCAGGACAUCGAUUCAUUUUUACUGUACGUUUCCAAUUUACAUUUGCAGGCAAAGAUAUUAUGGAUUCCUGUAAGGACUUAUUUUCUUGUGUCAGUACUAGUUUUAUCAGUCAUGAGCUUGAUCAUUCUGAGUUAUUUAUAUGUCUAAGUAAUGAAAAUUGUUGAUGUAAAGCUUUUAAAAUUAGUAGAAAAAUACUGUACAUUGUAUCCAAAAUAUGUUCUGUGAUAUGAUUAGGUGUAUUGGUAUUGCUAGUCUGCCUUCAGAACACUUGCUGUAUAAUUUUGGCCAUCUGUAACAUUACAUGGAAAGCUCACGUAAAAAACCUUCCACAAAACUGAUUGCUACAAGUUAUUAUAUUCAUGGGUAUGCAAAAACUGUAGGGAACAUAUUGUGCCUGGGAACUGGAGGUAAUUAAGCUUGAUCCAAGGAAGUGGAUAAUAGCUCCAAUUCCCUGAUCAAGAGCUUUUCACUAGUGUCAAAGUAACCCCCUUCAACAACUCUACAACUUAAUCCUCUUACACUUAAACACACUUUUUAAAUAACCCUGGCUUAUUAUGGAUAAGUGCUGGAAUAAGUUGACAGGAAGUGACAAAGACACUUAUGUUUGCAGAGAAACCUUAAUUGCAACAUUUCAUCCAGGACUGGGCUUUAGCAUGUAUACAAAAACAGACUCACAGCCUUAUAAGACAAACAAGAACCCUGAGGUCAGGCUCAGCAGAGGUCACAAGUGAGGUCAUGGGGAGAGAGAGAGAGGUCAGACAAUAUACUUAUUUAGGUGCCAGUGUCAAGGGUAAGGAGGAUGAGGAGCAGGGUCAGGUCCAUAGGAAACAUGAAACAAUAUAUGAGAUGUAGAUGAUUUAUCUGUAAUAUAAAUGUUUUCUAUGAACUUAACCCUGUACCAUUCUCCACCCCCAGCACACUGACAUCUAAAUAUGCAUAUUGUUUAAUCAGUCUCUUUCCCAGUGACCUCACUUGUGACCUAUCUGAACCUGACCUCAGUGUCUUUCUCGCUUUAUUACACAAUAUUGUUAGGCCUUGAUGAACUGUCAAAGUUGGACCGAAAAAUUGUCAUAAGUUUCAGUCUUCUAUGUGCAGAUUGUUUGUAUAAAAAUACUUUUGUUCUAAUCUCUUUGUUAAUGGAGUGAAUGAUGGUGAAAAUGUUUCUUUCUCGGUUUCCCUAUCUCAGUGGGAGAUGGCAGUAUGUUAAAAAAAUAUAUAAAUACACCUACCAUCCGACUUACGACCAAGCUUGGUUCCGUCCAACCGGUCGUAAGUCGAAAUGGACGUAAGUCGAACCUUUGAAAAUUGCCGACAUAUUGGGUAGGGCAUAAUGUCAAAACUUUCCUAUAUAAACUACCUACAUAAUACUGUAAUGUAAUGUACAAUCAUUAUUUCAUUCUUUUUACCAUAAUUUACAAAUAUUGUUGUAUUUUAAUUAUUUAUGUACUGUAUAUAAUGUAUACAUGGUAAUGAUAUGUAUUGUAAAUUUUACAUCGCAUACAGUAUCAUAUGUUACUAUUAUCUUUAUGUAUUGUCGACACAGUGGAAUGGGAGAAUACCACUGGUAGUGUCAUCCAGCCAGAAUGUUGUAUAACCUAUACCCUAAGUAAAGAGAAAACUCUGGAACAUGUGUAAUACGUAUCCGGCUGGGUGGCCGGGUCUGUGGUUGGCCGGGUGGGUGGCUG
This is a messenger RNA of Cherax quadricarinatus, 3197 nucleotides long. RefSeq names its product Gustatory receptor-like Holozoa (gene GrlHz). The record is from RefSeq and is a predicted model, not a curated record. Lineage: Eukaryota; Metazoa; Arthropoda; Malacostraca; Decapoda; Parastacidae.